Messenger RNA from Lodderomyces elongisporus, 1404 nucleotides. RefSeq lists its product as uncharacterized. NCBI's taxonomy places the organism in Eukaryota, Fungi, Ascomycota, Pichiomycetes, Serinales, Debaryomycetaceae. The transcript has 3 exons. The record is from RefSeq and is a predicted model, not a curated record. The coding region runs from base 1 to 1404 and encodes 467 amino acids.
AUGAUAAUUGAAUUUCCGCACGUGCCGAUGUUGCCACACCUUUUGAUCAGCAUCGUCUUGGCUGCCUACACCACUCUUGCUCAUCAACAGCAACAGCAGCAGCAACGGCAAGAAGAGAGACUCAACGCUCCUCGCAAACCUUAUUUUGAUGUCCAGGACGCAGACCAUUACAUUCUCAACACAAUCCAAGACGAGUACCGCGAGGACGAAAUUGCCAGUAUCUUACGAGACCCACAGGAGUUUAAAGACUUGCCACCAAUAAUAUCGCUACCUACACGCAAGCAACGUACUUUGGAACCAGGCGAGGUUCCGCAAUAUGUAUUGGACUACUCGCCCUUGGUGUACCUUUAUAGUGAAGAGAGAUAUCUACCUUAUGACAUUGCCGAUUAUGCUACACAUUUCCACGUUACUUUUGAGAAUGGUACUAUAGUACCAGGGACUGAGGAUUCGUUAACAUUGAAAAAACUAGCCAAGUUGAAACACUCUAAGCAUUUGUACAUGACCUCAAAUGAGGAUUUCGAUGUUGAUCCAGAUUGGAUUACUGGUGUGCAUAACAAGCCCAACUUGAUCACUGGCGAGAUCAAGAAUGCACCCGCGAUAUUGAUAGUGGUUGAUAAGGGUAAUGGCUGGGUUGAUGCAUUUUGGUUUUAUUUUUAUUCGUUUAAUUUGGGUCCCUUUGUUAUGGGACAGGGUCCAUAUGGUAACCACGUGGGCGAUUGGGAACAUUCCUUGGUGCGUUUUUACAAAGGCAAGCCAGUUAUUGUAUGGAUGAGUGCACAUGGCGGUGGUGGAGCAUUUUACUAUAAAAACUUGGAGAAAUGGGUGAUGGAUGAACGACACCCUAUUAUAUUUAGUGCGAGAGGAACGCAUGCCAACUAUCCAUCUGUAGGACAACACCCCCAUGACUUGCCUUAUGAUAUACUUUCGGAUUUUACUGAUCGUGGACCAUUAUGGAACCCCGAACGUAAUUACUUGGGAUAUACAUAUGAUGGUAAGCAUGUUUUCCCAGCCAAAACCAAUAGUAACCCCAAACACGUUGGAAGAGAAUGGGAAUAUGGCAAUUGGCUUGCGUUUAAGGGACACUGGGGUGAUCAGCAAUUACCCAAGGAUGAUCCUAGACAGAGCCACUCCUUGAUUGGUGGAUUCAAGUACAUUGAUGGUCCCACUGGUCCUUUGAUGAAGAAUCUUGUUAGGAUUGUUCCUUGUGAGCGUGCCAAAUGGUGGAAUUUUUGGAAGGGUUGUAAAGUGAGACAAAAUAUCAAGUGGGGCAUUGGUGUUGAGUCAGAAGGUUACAAUUGUGGCAAUUUAUUUGUCACAACAAAGCCAGGCUGGGUCAAAUCAGUCUUGCAAAAGGUUACAUGGGGUGGUGGGUUUUGUUACCUUGUGGAUACCCUAUAUGGAUAG